ACUUCACAUGUUCUUACUUUUAGCACUAAUCAAUGGCUUCUCUUAAGCUCUUCAUUAUUGCUUUUCUCUUGCUCAUGAUUCUUGCAAGAACUCAACUUGCACAAUGCAACACUUUGAAGGCCAACAUCUCUUGCCUUGAUUGUCAAUCCAACUAUGAUUUCUCAGGAAACAUGAUCGUAGUGAAUUGCAAGAACGUGAAGAACCUAAGUGUUGCAAUUACCGAAGCGAAUGGAUCAUUCAAAACUACGCUUCCUUCCGACACGUUCUCGGACGACUCCAAAGCAGCUCCAUCCAACUGCAUAGCCAAGCUAAUUGGGGGACCUCAUCAGCUCUAUGCUUCAAGGAAAGGCAUGGCUUCCAGAGUCAUCAAGGGAACCAACUCCAACUUCUUCACCCUUGCCAAUGCUCUCACCUUCUCCACAUGCAAACAUAACACAAAGUGCUUAUCCAUCAAAAAUUUUGUUGCUGAUUCAAAGACCAUUGAUUUACCUCUGCCACCUGAGUGGGGCUUUCCACCUACAAGUUACUAUUUUCCUGUGCUUCCCAUCAUAGGCAUUCCUUGAGUUUGAGUAUUAGUUGUUGCUUCCAAUGGGCGAAAGAUUUGAAUCUCGGAGCUCGUAGGAAAGUAUAAAUAUCUUAACAUUGUGUUAUAAUCAUGUUUAAGUAGUAUGGUUAAAUGUUGUAGUUUAAAUACGUUUGUAACGUGGAAAAGAUGAAUUCUAUACACUUGUUAUUAAUAUAUAUGGUCGUCGUAAUCUUUAUGAGA
Messenger RNA from Cucurbita maxima (winter squash), 766 nucleotides. RefSeq lists its product as uncharacterized. NCBI's taxonomy places the organism in Eukaryota, Viridiplantae, Streptophyta, Magnoliopsida, Cucurbitales, Cucurbitaceae. The record is from RefSeq and is a predicted model, not a curated record. The coding region runs from base 33 to 563 and encodes 176 amino acids. The transcript has 2 exons.